AUGACUGGAGAACAGGCCCCUCCAGGGGUGCUGUCUAUGCCUCGACCAAAUGUCAACUGGAAUUUGUUGAUACAUGGCAAACACGAGGUGCGACACCACCAGAGAAAUGAUGCUAGGGAUCUGGGAAUGGAUCUCACCAAACUCAAACCUGUGCCAGACAGGCCAAGGAUUUUUAUGUCCAGCAAAUCGGGCAAAGUUGUGAUUGUGUUUCCUAAUGGAGAAAUUGUCGAAGUGGCAAAUCCACCUGAUCGGGCAAAAGAUGACGCCAGCGUCGGAUCUAAAAAUGGUCAGCUGUCACGAACUGGAUCUCUAACAGUGCUGAGAAGAACUAACUCCAAAACCAAGGUGGGAGGUUCUACCAGUAGCAGUCGAACUUCCAGUGUUGUCAGUGCUGAGAGUGAUUCUUACGCAAGUGUGGACCUUGGGACUGACAAAUUACCAGCAAUAGAUACCCCAGAUGCUUCACAUGUUUGCUCAAUACGAUUAAGACAUAUACUGAGAAGGUUACAGAAGGAAGACAUAUCGCGGGAGGACUUACAGAGGAAUUUGGAAUAUGCAGCAUCCGUUUUAGAAACAGUUUACAUAGAUGAAACAAGACCUAAACAGGAGUCUCAGGAAGUGCGCCUGUGUGAUGAUGAUGAUGAACUCAGUGAGGUGGAGCCAGAUGCUGUGCCAAGUGAGGUCCGGGAUUGGUUAGCACUCACAUUCACGCGUUCCAUGAGCAACAUCAAACGGCGUGGUGAUGACAAACCCAAGUUCCGCAGCGUGGCACAUGCAAUUCGAGCUGGUAUUAUGGUUGAUAGGAUAUAUCGUCGCCUGUCUAGUUCAGCUGGUCUCCAUGUCCCACCACACGUACUACAGCUACUAAAGCAACUUGAUGAGUGGUCUUUUGAUGUGUUUGCGGUAAAUACAGCCGCCGACGGACAUGCCUUGAAAUUUGUGGGUUAUGAACUUUUGCAAAAAUAUGAUUUAAUAUCAAAGUUUAAAAUCAGCACAAGUGUUUUGGAUUCUUUCCUGUUGGCAAUAGAGCAGGGCUACAGUAAAUACAAGAAUCCUUACCACAACCUCCUACAUGGGGCAGAUGUCGCACAGACAGUGCAUUUCGUCCUGUCACAGAGCAAAUUAGCGCACUGGUUGACAGACUUAGAGGUGUUUGCUACAAUUAUAGCUGCAUUAAUACAUGAUUAUGAACAUACUGGAACAACCAAUAACUUCCACAUAAUGACAGGGUCCGAAGUCGCAAUAUUAUACAAUGACAGAGCUGUUUUAGAGAAUCACCAUAUCAGUGCCUCCUUCAGAAUGAUGAAAACUGAUGAAUGCAAUAUUGUUUCCAACCUCAGCCGCGAGGAGUUCAGGGAGUUCCGAAAUCUGGUCAUUGACAUGGUACUAGCCACAGACAUGUCUUUCCAUUUUCAACAGAUCAAGAAUAUGAAGAAUCUGAUGGCAAUGCCAGAAAACGAUAUACUUCUGCAGUUUUGUAUUGACAAAUCCAAAGCUUUAUCCCUCGUCCUACACUGUGCAGACAUCAGUCAUCCAGCCAAAGAUUGGUCACUUCACCAGCGCUGGACAGAACUCCUACUGGAGGAGUUUUUCAGACAGGGUGACCGUGAGAAGGAACUAGGACUGGUAAGUCUACCCUUAUCUAUUUAUACAGGUACUAACAAUGCUGAUUUUUAAAUUGCAGGUUUCAUUGACUUUAUUGUGGACCCCAGUUUCCAAAUGAUGUCCGAGAUGCUAGAAAAAGUCUUGACGCCAUUGCAUCGUCAACACAACCAAAAUCCUCGCAAUAUUGAUGAAGCAAUAUCUGAGGAAGUGUUUGAUGACAAAAAACAGGAUAAAAGUACAAGUACUACAAGUCUCCAUUGUGUUGGAAGUCUACCUAACACACCACGCCCAAAUAUCUCUACAGGUGGCAGGUAUCAGUUGAAAUGUCCAUGGGCAACCUGUCUAACACAGAACAAGGUUCACUGGAAAGAUCGGGCAGCUAAUGAUGCAGAGGAAAGGAAAAGAUUGGCAGCUUUACAGGAAGAAUCAGACAAAAAAGAUACAAACCAAUCUGAUAACUGUAGUAACAAUUGUGAAAGCUCUUCCUCAGUGAAACCUGAAAACAACACCAAAAUACCAGCAAGACAAGAAGACACGACCUCGAUCAUUGAUGACAGUAACAGUGACCAAUGAUACAGGAGUGAGACUAUUAACACGAUGUACACACAUUGUAUACUGUGUUACCAUGGAUACAGAAUGUUGAUUGUCAGUUUUGGUUGCUUCGUGGAUCCUGUCCGUCACUGCU
Ylistrum balloti is the source of this 2290-nucleotide messenger RNA. Its product is annotated as dual specificity calcium/calmodulin-dependent 3',5'-cyclic nucleotide phosphodiesterase 1A-like. The record is from RefSeq and is a predicted model, not a curated record. Gene Ontology annotation, molecular function: 3',5'-cyclic-nucleotide phosphodiesterase activity. The transcript has 17 exons. Gene Ontology annotation, biological process: signal transduction. Lineage: Eukaryota; Metazoa; Mollusca; Bivalvia; Pectinida; Pectinidae.